Molecule: messenger RNA, 1007 nt
Organism: Ornithodoros turicata
Lineage: Eukaryota; Metazoa; Arthropoda; Arachnida; Ixodida; Argasidae
Gene: Surf1
Product: surfeit locus protein 1-like
Exons: 9
Coding region: 96-944 (282 amino acids)
Biological process (GO): mitochondrial respiratory chain complex IV assembly
Cellular component (GO): mitochondrion; membrane
Source: RefSeq, a predicted model, not a curated record
UCAUACUUGAGAAAAUAAAAUGCUGUGAACGUGAAAGCACUGGCGAAGUGGGUGAAAGCGAUAAAAGCAAGGGAAAAACGAGCAGUUGUGCACAAAUGAACAUGUUGGGUCGAAGAUUGUGUCGCACUGUCCUGUCUGCCGGGCGGAAUCACGUGGUGCCAACCGCUCGCCGCUCCAAUCAAGUCUACAGAGGAAGCAUCAAGAUAGAACCAAAAAUAGGAGUGGCUGGAUAUUCUCUAUUGGCAAUACCUGUUGUGGCAUUUGGCCUUGGCACAUGGCAGGUGCAGCGCCGCAAGUGGAAACUGGGUCUCAUCGAAGAGCUGGCACGUAAAACCGAGCUCCCACCUUGUGAGCUUCCGGACAACUGGAGCGACCUUGGAAAGAUGGAAUACCAGCAGGUGCGAGUAACGGGCACUUUCGACCACUCGAACGAGAUGUACGUGAGCCCACGCUCGCGCAUCCAGCAGGAAUCCGAAAGAUACGGAGGCGGUGGACUCAUCUCGACCGCAAAUUCGGGAGCCCUCGUCGUCACCCCGUUUAAACUGAGCGGGAGAGAGGAAACCAUACUCGUUAAUCGUGGAUGGGUGCCUCGGAACAAGAUUCCUCCAAAUACUAGACAAGAGGGGCAGGUUGAAGGAGAAGUAGAGCUAGUUGGUAUUGUGCGAAGGCCAGAAAAGAGGCCACCCCUAGGUCCGAAGGACAGCAGAAGUGGUCACACCUGGCACUACAAGGAUACAGAGAGCAUGGCACGAUACUGUAAUGCAUGGCCAAUCUUAAUAGAUGCGAUUGCAGCAAGUUCGGUUCCAGGCGGCCCUAUUGGGGGCCAGACAAAUGUGACGUUACGGAAUGAGCACUUCUCUUACAUCCUCACAUGGUACUCCCUGAGUGCGAUCACGGCGUGCCUGUGGUACAUGAAGUAUUUCCGACGUAUGCCACUCAUGUGACCUAGAAAGAAAAUAUUUUCGCUUUGCACGUUAGGAGCUCCGUAAUAAAAGUAUAAUUCUGGA